AUGCAUGCUUUAAAGGAUACAAGAAUAAAUUAUAAGCAACAAAAAGAAGCAUUUGUUACUGGGCAUACGGGUCAGCCAGUGAAAGAAGUAAUUAAGUUGGUUGCAGUUAUUUUUGUAUGUAUAUUAAGUUUUAUGUUUGUUGCUAAGGAUGAGAAGUCAUCGCACUUUUUUGCAGCAGCUCUUCAAUCUUGGCAUUUUGGUCAAAAUUAUGGUUUUUUUCAUUUUUUGAUUGAAUAUGGGCUUUAUUAUGUGAUUCCGUUGCUUUUUUCUACAAUUCUUUCGUCUUAUUUGGAGCAUAUGAUACUGGGAUUUCUAUUUUCAGUACCAAUUUUAUGGUUUUGUACAUUAUUUUGUAAAAAAAACAAAAAUUCAAAUGACAAUACGAAAAAGUCAUUUAGAUACACUUUAAAGGGCAUUCGAGAUACCAAAGACACUGGAAUGAAAUCAUAUGUUAGUACUCUUCGUGGAACAAUCAUGUUAAUAUCAUGUUUAUCUAUUCUUGCUGUAGAUUUCAAGAUAUUUCCUCGGAAACAUGCAAAAGUAGAAACGUGGGGAAUUUCUUUGAUGGAUCUUGGAGUAGGUUUUUUUGUUUUCUCAUUUGGUGUUGUAACAAUUAAAAAUAUUAAAAAUAAGUAUUCAAGUAAGGUAUCUUUUAUUAAGAAAAUGAAAAUAUCUUUAAAACAAUCAUACAUGUUUUUUGUUAUUGGUUUUAUCAGAAUAUUAAUAAUCAAAAUUUGUGAUUAUCCUGAGCAUGUUUCAGAAUAUGGUGUUCACUGGAACUUUUUUUUUACACUAGGGGUUCUCUCUCUGUCUCUCGUAUUUAUAGAGUUUUUACAUCAAUAUUUAAAAUCUUAUAUCUUUAUUAUAAUAUUAUUAUCGAUUUGUAAUGAGUUAUUAAUACGUUUACCGCAUGUUCUUGCAUAUAUUUUAAAUGCACCUAGGACAAAUUUAAUUUCAGCAAAUAGAGAAGGUAUAUUUUCAUUAAUAGGUUAUUUGAUUAUAUAUUUGUCCGGAAUAGACACUGGUAAAUAUCUGUUUUAUGAAAAUAAAUCUUCCAAAAAAAAUAAUUCAAUUAAUCAAUAUAAAGUAAUUUUAAAAAUAUUUUCACUAUUUGUUUUUUAUUCUGUUAUAUCUUAUUAUUUUACUUUUUAUGGGAAACAUCCUAUUUCAAGAAGAUUAACUAAUUUACCAUAUGUAUACUUAAUAUCAGCAUGCUCAUUAGGUUGUUUAGUAUGUCAAAUGCUUAUUGAAAUUUUAUUUUUUGGAUCAUCUGCAAAAUACAUUGAUAUUGUACCUUUAAUGCUUCACUAUGUUAAUAAAAACGGAUUAAUCAUUUUUUUGAUUGGAAACCUAAUAACAGGAUUAAUAAACUCAUCAAUAAACACACUUGAAGUUGGCAAUGUAGCAGGAUUCCUAAUUAUGAUUAUUUAUGGCAUAAUUCUUUGUGGGGUUGCUUUCAUAAUAGAUAUUAAAGAAUGGAAAUUUAAAUUUUAA
Molecule: messenger RNA, 1494 nt
Organism: Pneumocystis jirovecii RU7
Lineage: Eukaryota; Fungi; Ascomycota; Pneumocystomycetes; Pneumocystales; Pneumocystaceae
Product: glucosaminyl-phosphotidylinositol O-acyltransferase
Exons: 6
Coding region: 1-1494 (497 amino acids)
Biological process (GO): protein localization to plasma membrane; GPI anchor biosynthetic process
Cellular component (GO): endoplasmic reticulum; membrane
Molecular function (GO): glucosaminyl-phosphatidylinositol O-acyltransferase activity
Source: RefSeq, a predicted model, not a curated record